UGUCAAUUCUCAGUUUAGUUACACCGUUUUUUAAUUUUUUUGUUAUAAUGGUUUGGUCGUAUUAUGGUAUUAUUAUUGGUUUUAUUAUGGUUAUUUCAGGAUCUAUUAACACACUUUCCACCAAAUGGGCGGAUAUUACUAUAUCGCCAGGCUAUUCCUCUAAGCCUCAUUUGUUUAAUCACCCAUUAAUCCAAACUGCUGGUAUGUUUUUUGGUGAAAUUUUAUGCCUAAUAGCAUUUAAGAUUGUUAAUUGUAUUAAACUAAGGCAUAAUAAUGAGAACUUACCUUUAUUAGAAUUAAACCAAAGGGACUUGAAUUCUUUUUCACCAUUUAUUUUUUUCCCUCCAUGCUUAUGUGACAUGAUUGCUACAUCACUAAUGUAUUUUGCAUUAGUUCUUACAUAUGCCUCUAGCUUUCAAAUGCUUAGAGGUGCAGUAAUUAUUUUCACUGGUCUGAUGUCAGUGACAUUUCUAAAUUCUUAUUUAUCUCCUAUUAAAUGGUUUGGAAUCUUCAUCAUAAUUGCUGGAUUAACCCUUGUUGGAUUAUCAGAUUUAUUAUUUGUAGAUAAUAAUCAAUCUUUCAACAUAGGUUACAAACCUUUUGACAGAAAUGGAGUUAUUGCUGGUGAUCUACUUAUAAUAUUGGCUCAAAUUAUAGUAGCUUGCCAAGUAACUUAUGAAGAACGUGUUAUUACAAAAUAUAAUAUCAGUCCACUACAAGCUGUAGGAUGGGAAGGAGUAUUUGGUUUUUUGAUGCUAAGCGUGAUAAUUUUUAUCAUGAAUUUCGUUCCACUCUCUUACUUUUCGAGUUCAACAAACCCUUAUAUAAUGGUCGAAGAUGUUAGAGAUGCUUUUUAUCAAAUCAAAAAUUCAUGGAUAUUAACCUUAGCUAUGUUAGGAAACAUAUUGAGCAUAGCCAUUUUUAAUUUCGCCGGUGUGUCUAUAACCAAAAAUAUGAAUGCUACAACAAGAAUGGUUUUGGAUAGCUUUAGAUCUUUAUUAAUAUGGGUGGUAUCGUUAGGGAUAUCCUGGCAAAAAUUUCAUUAUCUUCAACUAAUUGGAUUUUUGGUAUUAAUAAUUGGAAUGAUUAUUUACGAAAAACUAUAUACCCAUAUUAUAAGGCCUUUUCAUAUUCUUAUAGUAGAUACAAAUUAGAAUUUUUAUGCAGUUAUUAGUAUCAUCAUUUUAGUUAAAAAAAUUUAUCUUGUUGCAUGGGUUUGUAAUUGUAUUAUAAAAAACAUUUA
Messenger RNA from Gordionus sp. m RMFG-2023, 1243 nucleotides. RefSeq names its product solute carrier family 35 member F6-like. Gene Ontology annotation, biological process: pyrimidine nucleotide-sugar transmembrane transport. The coding region runs from base 48 to 1154 and encodes 368 amino acids. The transcript has 8 exons. Lineage: Eukaryota; Metazoa; Nematomorpha; Gordioida; Chordodea; Parachordodidae. Gene Ontology annotation, cellular component: Golgi membrane; intracellular membrane-bounded organelle. The record is from RefSeq and is a predicted model, not a curated record. Gene Ontology annotation, molecular function: pyrimidine nucleotide-sugar transmembrane transporter activity.